Messenger RNA from Echinococcus granulosus, 3150 nucleotides. Its product is annotated as ubiquitin hydrolase FAF-X. The record is from RefSeq and is a predicted model, not a curated record. Gene Ontology annotation, cellular component: nucleus; cytosol. NCBI's taxonomy places the organism in Eukaryota, Metazoa, Platyhelminthes, Cestoda, Cyclophyllidea, Taeniidae. The transcript is spliced from 13 exons. Gene Ontology annotation, biological process: protein deubiquitination. Gene Ontology annotation, molecular function: cysteine-type endopeptidase activity; cysteine-type deubiquitinase activity. The coding region runs from base 1 to 3150 and encodes 1049 amino acids.
AUGUUCCACGGAAUACUGUCAGACACAAUGUAUUGUGAAGACUGUGGCCAUCGCUACGAUCGGGAGCAGUCCUUCUCGGCCAUCAACUUAACCGUUUGUACAGGAGAUUUAUUAGAGGCGAUGCGUCAGUACACGCGAGAGGAAGUUAUGGAAGACGAUAACGCCUACUUCUGCGAGCGCUGUCAAAUGAAACAGCGUACAUUGAAGCGUCUUACCUUUAGCAGCCUCCCCCCGGUGCUCUGCCUCCAACUCAAGCGAUUUGGCUUCGACUGGGAAAGACAGGUGGCCGUCAAGUCCAAUCAAGUCUUCUCCUUCCCUCGACGGCUCGAUAUGACUCCCUUCAUGGGUGAUAAUGCCAUUCAGGAGGAGUAUGAGGAUGAGGAAGAGCGACAUACAGCGCUGACACCGCCAACGGAGAGGGGUCCGACGCGAUUGGGUAAUGGAGAGCCAAACGGGCACGCACCCCACCUCCGCUUCCACUCGCACUCCGAGUCCUUCGAGAUCGCCCUACCCAGCUACGUGUACGAGCUCUCCGGCAUUGUCAUCCACUCCGGGCAGGCGCAUGCAGGUCAUUACUACUCCUUCAUUCGUGACCGAGGCAGGAUGGAACAAGCUCACAUUAUUGAGCGUAAAAGAUCGCAGUCCGUCUCGGGUGCUGCCGGUCUGUCGGGUUUCAUCAAUUCACAAAAUCCUCCCCACAAUUUUCCCAGAUGUGAUACACUGACACAGGGCACAGAAGACUGCUCAGCACACGCUGAUGCCAAUCUACCGGAACGGUGGCUGAAGUUCAACGAUACCCACAUCGAGGAGGUGGAAAUGACUGAUGAGUUUCUGCGACAGGAGUGCUUUGGUGGAACUUACUUAGCUGAAGUUCCAGCACCCCAGGACUUCUUUGAAGAAGAAGAAGAAGAAAGACAUAUUGCUAAGGGCUACUGGUAUGGCCCGGGGGCCAUACCGUCCAACAGAGCCGUAGUUGACGAAGGACGCCUCCACAAACCCAGGUCCUCAAUGGACGAAGCACACAGUCUUGUUUCACGAGGUAGUCGUCGGUCCAUUCAGUUCUCUCGUCCUCCCUUCACUGGAUCUUCAGCGAGCACAGCCUCCGCCGCUCGUCAACAUCGACUCUCUCUGGCUCUCACAUCCAGCCUCUUGAGAGUUUCGCCAUUGGCCAAUACUCACCCCUCUUCCACCUGCCUUGCCGGUCUAAACGCCUCCAGUGGCGGCAGCGGCGUUGGAAUUGGCCUUCGUCAAGGCUCCUGGAAUGGGAACGGGACAGCACGCGAAGCUUUAGCAGGCGAUUCGGCAACAGCAUUAGAGCAACCCACAUCAAACGACACCGCCGCUAGCUCUCCUGCGGACGAAAUGCUCCUCCGCAUUAGGCGCCGUAAUCUUGCUUUCCUGCGCGAUCAGAGUAUCUUCUCACCAGACUAUGCCAAUUUCGUUUAUAACCUCGCUCAGGGUGUGCUAGGCUCGUUUUCUGUGAAGGUGGACACAACAGCACUGCAACUGGAGCCGGGCCGUGCAAUAAUGGGCUGCCAACUGGUGGCGAAUUUCCUCUUUACCACCUACCUCCCUCUGCAUGCCUCAGUGAAGGUGUCGAUCUCACCGGACCUCUGCAAGCGCCUCCUGGGUUUGUGUGCACCUCCGCCGCGAAAUGGUAGGGAGGCUCUUCCUCACCACACCUCGGCCUCCGAACAGGCCAGUCUACAGGAGGCCGGCGCCAAACUUGACACCCACUGGAUGGAGAUGCUUCUCUCUCUUAUGACCGCUAAUGCUCAAGCUAUCUCCUGGUCACUUGGUUUCCUUGUGCGUUCACCAACGAGGCCUAUGCUUAAUUACAUGCUUGCAUGUCCGAAGCCGCUUCUUCGUCAUCAAACAGCUCGGCUUGUCGGAGUCGUUUUAAACACCUUCUAUGCCUCGAAAGACGCAAGCAUUCUUGAUGCAUCGCUCAAUAAUCUGGUGGAUUACUUGCUCGACUUGCUACCACUAGAAGUGCCCCAGUAUGCGCAACACUGCGCCCCAUACUUUGGCCUUCUGCUGGGUUACGUAGAGACCUGUCCCCGUGCCAGCGUUCAUCUGAGUAAUCGCAGUGGCACGAGACGUCUGUUGAGUUUCCUCGUGAGGGAAGAUGCGGACCGUGAGGAGACCCUAUCGAUCGAUACUGGGGCCCUCUCGCCGCCCCCAUCAAUGCCUACUCAAAAUGUUUGUAUCGUUGUGCCUUCCAUUGUUACACCUCAGAAAGAUGCUGGUUUCCCCACUUGGGCGAGCCCAUUGCGGAACUGGACGGCCAGUCAGAGCAAGGAGUUGGGCAACUACUACCUCCUACUUGCACAUAUGCUUCUUCAAUCGAAUUUUGACCAGUUUCGAAACCACCCUCUCUCGCCGACGGUUCCACAUCCCUCACGUCUGAGCCUCUUCCCGCGGCCCGAGACGGCGAGAUGGCUCGGUUUUUCCAGUCUUUCCAUCUCAAGUGACGCCCUCUCCCAGGCCUCCGCUCACGAUCUGCCACCACGUCUCCGUUAUGUCGGCAUGUUCCUCCUAGUCGAAGCGGUAAUUCGAACCUACGUGGAGAACCCACACACUCCUCCGCCUCCGCAACGCCAGCACGAGCAGCAGCACCAAUCGCAUCUGCAGCAGCAGAGCAGUGUUACAGGCAGUGUAGGUGGUGGCAAAGCUGACACAAACCAGACACCCACGCACCGUAACUCGUCGGCCGGCGCGGCAGAAGAGCUGUCACUUCGUGAUGCCAUGGUCGAUGUGCUCAUCCAUCUCACCCAAUCCUGGUGGAUACCCUCGGCUGCUUUCAUCUCGAUGCUUCUAUCGCUGAUAGUUACGCGGCCGCUGGUAGAAAUACGGCACUACUUUGACCUCACUAAACAACUCCUGCGUGUGAAGGACGAGUUGCAGUCGUUGCGAGUGCUCGCGGUGCUCUGCGGUCUCCAAGGGCCCGCAUGGUGUCUGCGACCAAAUUUUCAUUCCAGCAGGACGGAAAGCGAGACUAUAUUUGGGGACAUUGCUACUGAGACUACCGACGGCUGUGAAGGUGUCGAUGGUUCCAACGCCGAACAGGAGUCUUCGCGCUAUCCGUCACCCCCGGAUUUCACGCAUCCUGGUCUUUUGAGUAGGCCUUUCACGGAUGUUAAUAAUUGA